Molecule: messenger RNA, 1014 nt
Organism: Paramuricea clavata
Lineage: Eukaryota; Metazoa; Cnidaria; Anthozoa; Malacalcyonacea; Plexauridae
Source: the annotation of a GenBank genome assembly
AUGUUUGCAAUUAUUGACUGGAUUAGAAAUAUACCCGUCCAUAUGGUAAGAUGUCAUUUAUAAAUCUGACUGUGAGCUAGGUGUGUAAAGUAUUGUAAUGUUGCAUGUGCUUCAACAGUGCUUGUCUCAGUUGUCUGUUUGACUACUAAAAGUUGCAUGUCUUGUUGUAAGUAUUAAUAUUUCUGGCGGUACAUGUUGCACUACAGUACUAUUACUGACACAAUAGUAGUUCAUUCUUACCAGAAUUUUCCUAAUAGUUGCAAAUCAUUUAAUCUGAAAUCUGAAUCGGAUUGAUGGAUUUAAAUCCUUUAAAUAUUGAAUCCUUGUCAGGGUUGCAAAGAGAUCAGAUUAGAAAAUUGCAAGGAGCAAUUGUAUGGCCAGCUGAAAUUGGAUAUGAAAUUAUCACAAUUCAGUAUCACAAUGAACUGAUUACAAUUACGUCAAUUGCUAUUUUUCUUUGAUUCUAACAAACUGCCCAAUCCGAUGCAAUCUGCUGUUGGAAUGACUAUAUGACAUUAUAAAGUUAAACUUCUGACUUCAAUUUCCUCAGGACUAUAAAGGCCAACAGUUUGCGGAAAAGGUGUUCAAUGGGAUCUUGAUUUUAUUUGGUGUAAGUAAAUUUAUAUUGACUAACUUUGUUUUCUUUCAAUUGGUCAAGCAUUUAGGGAAUAACAUUCUAAGUUAUUUUUUAGAUAUGUGGUUUUUGCUGGGGUUAUUAUAAACAACAGUUUCAUCUGACAGUUUUAAUAUUAUUGGCUGGAUUUCUACUGAGUUGUAUUGUAAGUAUAUUCGAUCUAGCGUUACCUAAGUAAUAGCAUCUUGUUCUUCAACACCGCACACACUUGGUUUUUUAACGUCGGCAUAAUAAAAAAGUUUUGUUUUGCAUUUUUACAGAUUGUACUCCCACCGUGGCCAUUUUAUCGAAGAGAUCCGUUACAGUGGCAGAAACCACGAGACACUGCAGAGAAAAGCGAAGCUAAAAAAGAUGCCCGGAAAAAACCCAAAGCAAACUAA